AUGAGUUCGACAAAGAAGACAAAGCAAGGGUCAGUAAAGACUCCUGAGCUUGAAAAUCAUGGGAAGUAUUCUUUGGUCAACAUAUGGGUGGUUACGCUUGCCCUAAAACUACUAUUAUCUAUUGGAUAUCACUCGACGGACUUUGAUGUUCAUAGGAAUUGGCUUGCAAUCACCAGAAAUUUACCUAUAUCGCAAUGGUAUCUUGAAAAAACAUCUCAGUGGACAUUAGAUUAUCCACCUUUCUUUGCUUAUUUCGAGUUGUUUUUGUCUUAUUUUAUUCCACCAAUUGUCAGAAAUGAUGGUUGUUUGGAUAUUGUUGAAAAGGGAAAUUAUGGAAUACCCACGAUUUAUUUUCAACGAAUGACGGUAAUUGUCAGUGAGAUCGUGUUAUUUGGAUCAUUACAAUGGUAUAUCAACACUAGUAAGAGUCAUUCAGCGGCAAGAAGAGCGUAUGUUGUUGCAUCAAGUCUUGUAUUAUCCCCCGGAUUACUUUUAAUUGACCAUAUUCAUUUCCAAUAUAAUGGAAUGAUGUAUGGGAUAUUGAUCUUGAUGAUAAACUGUGCAAGAUUAGAAAAAUAUUUAUGGUGUGGUGCCUGGUUUGCAAUACUACUUUGUUUCAAACAUAUUUAUUUAUACUUAGCACCAGCAGUAUUCAUUUUUUUACUUCGUGCUUAUUGCUUACAAUUAAAGAUUGAUAAGUCCAAAAAUUUUAUCAGUAAUUCCAUUGGAUUGGUCAGAUGGGGGAAUCUAAUCAAGUUAGGAUCAAUUGUUUUAAUAAUUUUCACCGUGGCAUUUGCGCCAUUUUACAAAGUAUUACCAAAUGUUAUUGAAAGAUUAUUCCCAUUUAGUAGAGGAUUAACCCAUGCAUAUUGGGCACCAAAUAUAUGGGCCAUUUAUUCAUUUUUAGAUAGAUUAUUAAUUCAAAUUUAUAAAAAAGUGACCUUGAGUCAAUUACCAUUACAGAAAAUUUUUAAAUUUGAUAGUGAAUUGUUACAAAAUGAAGAUUUAAUUCGUUCUUCAACUAGAGGGAUAGUUGGAGAUAUUGAAUUUUUAAUUUUACCAACCAUUAGCCCUAAAUUAACAUUUGUUUUAACAUUAUUUUAUCAAAUAAUGGCAUUAAUUCCCUUAUUUUUACAACCAAAUUUUAGAAGAUUCAUGGGUGCAUUGACCCUAUGUGGAUAUGCUUCAUUUUUAUUUGGAUGGCAUGUUCAUGAAAAGGCCAUCUUAAUUGUUAUUUUCCCAAUUACAUUCUUAGUAAGUCGAGAUAAAAAAUUAUUGGCUCCUUUUAACUUAUUAGUGAGUUGUGCCUAUGUUUCAUUAUUCCCAUUAAUCUUUACUUCUGGGGAAUGGUUAAUUAAAGUUGUUUAUACUACUUUAUGGUACAUUAUAUAUUACUUUAAUUUUAGAAAAGUGGUUUUACCUUUCAAAAACUUUGUUGGUGACGGUGAAAUAAUCCUAGAUAGAUUCAUCAACGGUUACAUUUUGGGUUUGAUCCCAAUGGUUACCUUGGUUAGUUUAAUUGACUUGUUCGAACACAAAUUCGAGGUACUUCAAAAAUUAGAAUUCUUAAAAUUAAUGCUCAUCAGUGUGUACUGCGGGAUUGGUAUAAUUAGUAGUUGGAAUGGGUUUAAUUGGUUAUACUUUAUGGAUGAAUCCAUAUGGGAUGAUGAAAUAGAUAAUAACUAG
Messenger RNA from Hyphopichia burtonii NRRL Y-1933, 1686 nucleotides. It is a transcript of the gene ALG8, whose product is annotated as dolichyl-P-Glc:Glc1Man(9)GlcNAc(2)-PP-dolichol alpha-1,3-glucosyltransferase. Gene Ontology annotation, molecular function: dolichyl pyrophosphate Glc1Man9GlcNAc2 alpha-1,3-glucosyltransferase activity. Gene Ontology annotation, cellular component: endoplasmic reticulum membrane. The transcript has a single exon. Lineage: Eukaryota; Fungi; Ascomycota; Pichiomycetes; Serinales; Debaryomycetaceae. Gene Ontology annotation, biological process: protein N-linked glycosylation. The coding region runs from base 1 to 1686 and encodes 561 amino acids. The record is from RefSeq and is a predicted model, not a curated record.